Spea bombifrons (plains spadefoot toad) is the source of this 2828-nucleotide messenger RNA. RefSeq names its product serine incorporator 5 (gene SERINC5). The record is from RefSeq and is a predicted model, not a curated record. Bases 309 to 1700 code for a protein of 463 amino acids. Gene Ontology annotation, cellular component: membrane. The transcript is spliced from 12 exons. Lineage: Eukaryota; Metazoa; Chordata; Amphibia; Anura; Pelobatidae.
GAGAGCCCGCACCGCCUGUAGCACAUCUCCCCGGUCUGUGCGCUGCACCGCGAACCUCAACGCUACCGAGACAGCCAGGGAUAGAGACAGCCGGAGAUAAUAGAGCCCAGCAGCGAGAUAUCCAGAGGGCUAGAGACCGACUGAGAGACAGCCUGAGCACGGAGGUAUACAAACCACAAGAGAGACACCCGAAGACCUAGAGAGCCCCGGGGAGACAUCCAGGACACCGAGGACUCUCUUCCACAACCCGAGAAAAGAACCAAUACGGAGCUCGAGUACAACCCAGUCCUUCCAUUACCUGCCGGACCAUGUCUGCCGGGUGCUGCUGCAGGCAGUUGGCCUGUUGCUGUGGGACGGCGGCGUGUGGGUUAUGCUGCACCUGCUGCCCGGGUAUCAAGCAGUCGACGGGCACUCGGAUUAUGUACGCCCUGUACUUCAUUUUGGUGACUGUUGUCUGCGGCACCAUGAUGUCUCCGACCGUUGCAGAAUUAAUGAAGAAUCACAUUCCAUACUUCAAAGAUAUCUGUGAACACAUCCAGGCUGGGGAGGCGUGUGAGAAGCUGGUGGGAUACUCUGCGGUCUAUAAAGUCUGCUUUGGGAUGGCCAGCUUCUUUUUACUCCUCUUUUUCCUAACAAUAAACAUUAAAAACAGUCGGGGCUGCAGGGCCUCUAUCCACAAUGGGUUCUGGUUUAUAAAAUUUGUGAUCCUAAUCGCCAUGUGCUCAGGCGCCUUCUUCAUUCCUGAUCAGGACACGUUUCUUAAUGUGUUGCGUUAUGUGGGUGCAUUUUUUGGCUUCUUUUUCUUGCUCAUUCAACUCACGCUGUUGGUGGAGUUUGCACACAAAUGGAACAAAAAUUGGACUUCUGGGACAGCUCAUAACAGAUUAUGGAGUGCAGCGUUGGCGCUGGUCACACUCGUGCUGUACUCCGUAGCGGUGGGAGCCCUGGCCUUGUUGGCCUUCUUCUACACGCACCCCGAGGCCUGCACCCUCAACAAAAUCUUGCUGGGUGUCAAUGGAGGCCUGUGCCUACUUGUGACACUGGUAGCCAUUUCCCCUUGUGUUACAAAACGUCAGCCCACGUCAGACUUGUUGCAGUCUGCAGUUAUCAGCUGUUACGUCAUGUAUCUCACCUUCUCAUCCUUGUCCAGCAAGCCAGCAGAAACAAUGCUGGAUGAAACGGGAAAGAAUGUCACAAUUUGUGUUCCCAGCUUCAGUAAAGGAAUUAACCAGGACAGCAGACUGGUCUCCAUAUUGGGUGCUCUCCUUCUGUUUGCCUGUAUUUUGUAUUCAUGUCUCACAUCAACCACGCGUUCCAGUUCUGACGCUCUUAGAGGGAGAUACACCCCUCCAGAGACAGAGGUGGCACGUUGCUGUUUUUGCUUUGUAUCCAGCGGAGAAGGUGGCAUAGAUGACCAUGUAGAAAGAAGAGGAGGGCAGCAAGUCACCUAUGAUGAGGAAAGCAGCACCGUAUACAGCUACUGUUAUUUCCACUUAGUGUUUUUCCUUGGAACCUUUUACAUGAUGAUGACUGUUACCAACUGGUUCCAUUACGACGACGCAGAAAUCGAGAAGUUGUUCUCGGGAAGCUGGUCUCCUUUCUGGAUUAAGAUGGCCUCGUGCUGGGUGUGCAUUUUGGUUUACCUGUGGACCCUGCUUGCUCCUGUAUGCUGCGGUCACCGUAAAGGAUACGUAGUAUAGACUUUCCACUCUCCGUUCAUUGUUACAUGUGGGUUCGGCAGAAGGACUCUUUGCGGUAAUUAUUUAGGACAAUAGCGUUCUUCUUUUGUGUUGGAAAUCAUCGUACUUUUUAAAAGCCAUAUUGUGCUGGACACAUCAUUGUUCAAUCACCGAUGUGCGUUUUUAGGACCAAGAACUGACUCACUGGGAACCCAAGCCAAUUUGUUCAUGUUUUCAGGGACCAUGGACUAUGGCAUUUCUAAUUCCUUUUUAAAUUUUUCUUAUGAAUCUCAGACACAAAGAAAUCUAAUUUCUAAACGCCCCCCCCCCCCCAGAUUUCCCACUGUGGUGCUGUACACUACUAACGCAAAGGGCUAUCGUUUUUUUUCUUUUUGUUAAAUUUCCAGCUGCGGGACAAUAUAUUACAGGAACCCAAAUACACUACUAUGUACCCUUUAAAAGAGAACAUUUUCAUCUUAACACGUUCAGCCUCACUUGAACCCAUUUUCCAAACUGCCUUCUUUUUACCCGUCUCCUACUGAAUGCUGAAAAUAUUGAGUUUCAACUCGAAGAAUUGGCUGGAGAUGCAGCUUUAUUCUUUAUUUGAAUUACUGUGGCCAAUUUACUAACGAUCAGCCAAGGUAGGAGAAUGGAAGCUGCUCCAUAAAGUGUGCCUCUCGUGGAACAAAUGACUCUAAUGGCGCACAAUGUCCGGGGGGAAAAUCCUCGCUCUUUUGAAAUAUCUGUGUCAUUCAUUAAUGCCUAACUUGACGCUCUGGGAAUGAAAAACUUAAACAAAAAAUGCUUAUGUUAUUAAAAGCGCGAAGACUGUUACAGUCCUGGUCUUCCUUCUCACUCUGUUCCUGUAAUAAUUUAGGAACGUAAAGACAAAGAAGAAUUGCUAAUUCCUCCAUAACAACGAAUAGUAGCGCAUGUUUUAUUGUAGAAUCAGUGUCAUUAAUGUCUCAAUAUCUCCGCAUUUGCAUGUGUGCCGUUAUCGCUUACAUAUUAACUGACAUAAAAACCAUUUAGACAUGGGUUAAAAGCGCUAAUGCAAGCUUAGCUAUCGUCUUGGAUAGAUGCCGUGUCCGCUUCCAGAGACGUUGGUAUAAAAGCACAGUAACAGGCCUCUUCUGCUAGGGGUUUUCG